ACUUCCCACAACGGGAGGUGCCUUACGCAAGGAGAGGAGGAGCUCUAAAUGGGGUCAAAAGAAACCAAUAAUCAAGAAAACCGCAAAAACUGUGACUUUGUAGAAGUAAAGGAGAAGCAUAGCAGACGAGACAAAUAGAAAAGGGAGGAGCGCGUGAAUGGAAAAGACAUGAGUACAGAAGGAAAUCAGAGUAUGAGUGGAGAAGGAGUGGAGGACACAAAACCUGCCCAGUCUGGGUGGAAGCAAUUCCAGUGCCCCAUAGCUGAUCCACGCUUUCCUAGGGAAGAUAUAAAGCAGAUAUGGAAGGAGUGUCAGUACGAGAGCUUCUGGUAUCGAGCUCUUCCACUGUCUGCCAGCAGCAUGGCUGUGACUGGUGGCCUCAUAUAUAGCGGUGUCUGGAAAAAAUCCAAGCGAUUUGGGUAUUUCCCUAAACUCCUUUGUAAGUCUCUAUUGAAUAAUAAUUUCCCAUCUCAUAUUAUUAUGCAUGUGCCCGCGGGCACCACGUUGGAGACCACUGCUGUAGGCAAAGCUUCCUAUGUUGGGACCUGCAGAGAAAAGUUUAACAAUAAACUGGGACCAGAUUUCGCCAGAGGAUUUGGUCCGACUCCUCCUGGAUUUGGACCUAGUGGCUAUAAACCUGGACAGAAACACUGCAGCCAUGUGUGUGAGAAAUGCAAACAAGAAGAAGCACAAGCCGCAGCAACAGCGCCUGAUGCACCCACUCAGAGCUGAGGGUCUCUGAGAUCCACAGGACAUCAUUCGUUACCUCGUCUUUUUUUUUUUUAAUAAAAUAAAUCACUAAAUAAAACAGAAA
Messenger RNA from Carassius carassius (crucian carp), 814 nucleotides. RefSeq names its product OCIA domain containing 2 (gene ociad2). The coding region runs from base 169 to 732 and encodes 187 amino acids. Gene Ontology annotation, cellular component: mitochondrial inner membrane. The transcript is spliced from 7 exons. Lineage: Eukaryota; Metazoa; Chordata; Actinopteri; Cypriniformes; Cyprinidae. The record is from RefSeq and is a predicted model, not a curated record.